Molecule: messenger RNA, 1240 nt
Organism: Phlebotomus argentipes
Lineage: Eukaryota; Metazoa; Arthropoda; Insecta; Diptera; Psychodidae
Gene: Mppe
Exons: 5
Coding region: 158-1240 (360 amino acids)
Biological process (GO): GPI anchor biosynthetic process
Cellular component (GO): endoplasmic reticulum
Molecular function (GO): hydrolase activity
Source: RefSeq, a predicted model, not a curated record
GUGUUUGCAUUCGUCAUUCUCUUUUUGUUUACUAUUUAUGGAGCUCGAUAAACAUUGAUAGGUCCGUGAGUUUUUCCCCAAAUUCCGUCCUGUGUGGAGAGAUAAGGAGAUUCGAUGAUGUAGAAAUCAAGCAAAAAUAAUCAGUAUAUCCAACGCAAUGGCGUUUAGAGGUAUCUCCUCCAGGUCUGGCAGAAAAUUUUUGGGCAUUCUCGCAUUGGCCAUUGUCUUUUACAACGAAUUGCUCGUGUACAAAUUUCAAUCUUUCACAUGGAAAUCCAUCCCGUGCCAAAGCGGCAAUUGCACGAGGAUUCUGCUCGUGGCCGAUCCGCAGCUCAUUGGCGAGACCUUCGACACGUCCUUCUACAAUCCUAUUGCAAUUUACGACUCCGACAGGUACUUAAAAAAGACAUUCAGGGAAGUCCUGGAGCACACCGAGCCCAACAUCAUCCUGUUCCUGGGUGACCUCUUCGAUGAGGGCAGUGUGGCCACGAAUGACGAAUACUCAACCUACUUAAGGCGAUUCCAUCACAUUUUUCACACAGACCGCAGUAUUAUGAAAAUCUACGUACCUGGAGACAAUGAUAUUGGCGGUGAAAACGGCGAAAUCGUGACCCCAACGAAGCUGAACCGCUUCCGGAGCACCUUUCACACGCAGCACACCUACUCUCGGCACAACCUGGUCUUCUUCGAGGCCAACCGGAUUACGCGAGAGAUCCCGCGGCCGGCCACGUCGCCGGCGCCCCCGUACAGUGCCCAGAAGAGAUUCGUGGUGAGCCACAUGUCGCUGCUGUUCUACAACGACGCCUUCCAGGAGCGUGUCCUGCGCUACGUGCAGCCCCACGUGAUCUUCACGGGCCACCUGCACAGGUCACUCUUCAUCCGGAAGUCCCUCAAGUUCAGCGAGUUCACGCGCGCGCACCCGCUCAACGCCAACGCGGAGCGCCGCAUCGUGAACUCGUUCGAUCUCCGGGAAGUACACGACACCUUCCUGGAGAUCAUGGUGCCAACGUGCAGUUACCGCAUGGGCGAGCGAAACAUUGGGUUCGGGUACGCCGUGGUGGAUGGCGACGAUCUCCUGUACACGGUGCUCUGGUCUGUGGACCGCUUUUCGCAGCUUUUCCUAUACCUCAUAUACCUCCUCGUGUGUUUUAUUCUCCUCACCAUGAAGCUCAUUUUUACAUGCUCCAUCUUUGCCACGAAGAAAUUGCAGCGGCUCAGAAUUACUUAUACAAAAGUGUGA